Molecule: messenger RNA, 1791 nt
Organism: Hemiscyllium ocellatum (epaulette shark)
Lineage: Eukaryota; Metazoa; Chordata; Chondrichthyes; Orectolobiformes; Hemiscylliidae
Gene: utp3
Product: UTP3 small subunit processome component
Exons: 16
Coding region: 221-1687 (488 amino acids)
Biological process (GO): maturation of SSU-rRNA from tricistronic rRNA transcript (SSU-rRNA, 5.8S rRNA, LSU-rRNA)
Cellular component (GO): small-subunit processome; nucleolus
Source: RefSeq, a predicted model, not a curated record
GAGAAGUAACAAACCAAAAAAUAUUGAGUGUGCUUUAAAUCUGAAACGAAAACCAGGCUGCGGAGGGAACAUUCGACAUGUAAAGCAGCAUCCGAGCAAAACUAAGUCGAUAUUUUAAGCAUUUCGCUUUUCGCGACCCUCGCGCGGAGGGGGAACGGUCACAUUUCACCGUUGUUGUGUCCGGGACAUUAAAGGGUGGGACCAGUUGCUGUCGGAGACCAUGAGGAGACUCCGCAGGACCAGUAGGCCGAAGCUCAAACAGCAGGUGGAUGAUGAUGUUUAUGACCCUCAGGCAUACAGCAACUUACCAAAUCCAGAUGAUAAUUCUUCGGAAUAUUUUAAUGAUGACGUGGAUGAAUUUCAUCAGAAGAAGCUCCAGAAGCUGCUGGCUGAUGGAGUCAUGCUGGAUGAUGCAAACGAAGACUCGAUGGAUGAGGAAGAGGUGAUGUCCUUGGAGAUACCGGACUCAGAGGAUGAUGAGGAAGACGAGGAUGAUGAGGAAGACGAGGAUAAUGAUGAUGAGGAGGAUGUUGACAUGGAUAGUGACCUUGAGGGCAAAUUGGAAGCUGAUCUCCCCAAUGAGUUAGCCUGGGGCCAGAAGAAAGCAAUGUAUUACAGCACAGACUACAUUGACGAGCUUUCACGUGGUAAGGGUAAGGAAGAAGCACUGGCAGAAGCUGAGGAGGAGGAACAAGAAGCUUUGAAUAUUCAAAAGCGUUUGGCAGAGAAUCUGACAGAGGAAGACUUUGGACUUGACCUUAUUCAGGCGUUUGCCCAGGAGCAGGAAACUGAAAAAGCGACUCAAAAAGAUCUGAUAAUUAAAAAGGAUUUGAAGAAAAUGUCACAUAAAGAGCAGAUGAGUCUACUGAAGAAGGAGUCACCAGAACUUCUGGAACUCAUUCAGGACUUCAAAGCAAAGCUCAUGGAGCUGAGGGAUAAGCUGCAUCCGCUAAUGAAUAUGGUGAAGAGUAGGAAGAUAUGUGCAGGGAAGGGUGCCCACUACGUGCAGACCAAGUACCACCUGUACCUGAAUUAUUGCACAAACAUCAGUUUUUACCUGGUACUGAAGGCCAAGCGGAUCCCAGUGCAUAAUCACCCUGUGAUCGAGAGGCUUCUCACCUACAGAAACCUGAUCAAUGAUCUAGGUGGAUUGGAUGAGAAGCUGUCGUCUGAAAUCCAGCAGCUUUUGAGCCAGGAUAGCCUGGAAAUUACGAAAAACGUUCAACUCUCCUCUGAGGAGAGAAAAGUUCCGAUUCAAUUGAGCAAACAGCCUAAAGCUGGACAACGAAUGGAAGAAGAGGUCUCUGACGACACAGUUUCUGGGGACUCCAAGUCUGAUACAGAUGAAGAAGCAGCAUUCCAAUAUUAUAAGGAAAUGGAGGAGAGGCUGGCUGAAAAGAGAAAGAGAACUCAACAUCACAGCAAUGAGGACAGUGCUGUGGUAAAGGAAGGACUUAAUCCAGAAGGAAAGAGAAAGAUCACAUACCAGAUUGCCAAGAACAAAGGUCUCACACCUAAAAGGAAGAAGAUUGAUCGUAAUCCCCGAGUCAAGCACCGAGAGAAAUUCAGACGGGCUAAAAUACGAAGGAAGGGUCAGGUACGCGAGGUCCGUACGGAAGUGCAUCGAUAUGGUGGUGAGCUCUCUGGCAUCCGUAUUGGUGUUAAGAAGAGCACCAAGUUUCAGUAAUUGUGCUGCUUCCUGUUGAGCAUCUGCAACUUGGAAAUCAGGGAGCAGCUGCUCUGCCUCUUUGUAUUUAUAGAGUUUAAUAAAAAUUGUGCAUUUUUACUGUG